This is a messenger RNA of Coregonus clupeaformis (lake whitefish), 2600 nucleotides long. RefSeq names its product cystathionine beta-synthase a (gene cbsa). Gene Ontology annotation, cellular component: cytoplasm. NCBI's taxonomy places the organism in Eukaryota, Metazoa, Chordata, Actinopteri, Salmoniformes, Salmonidae. The coding region runs from base 111 to 1880 and encodes 589 amino acids. Gene Ontology annotation, molecular function: cysteine synthase activity; cystathionine beta-synthase activity. The record is from RefSeq and is a predicted model, not a curated record. The transcript is spliced from 15 exons.
GAAGUGCUCUUUAAUAUCGCACUGUUCUAAAAGUCUCUUUCUAUCGCCGGUGCCGGUGGACGAUUCUUUACCUCUCCAGAUUCCCAGAUCAUCAGAUACAUAGGUGAGACAUGCCUGCGGUCCCCUCCCUUAAAGACAGCAGCGUCCUGGGCCCUAUCGGCACUGUGUGCCCACACGCUGCCAGGCUACGCUUCAGCAACGGGGAUGCCAACGGAUCCGCCAAGAUCCAGGAAGGGCCUUUACAACUCCCAACCAAGGGGGGCGUCAGAGACAAGCUAGAGGUGGAGGACAUGGCUGGAACCAUCCAGGCGGUGGGGGAGAGGAAGUGGAUCCGUCCCGACCUGCCCAGCCGGUGCACCUGGAGACUGGGGGGCAACCAUGCCGACUCCCCUCACACCCACCCUCAACAGACCAAAGCCCCUAAAAUCCUUACCAACAUCCUCCAGAGGAUCGGUGACACCCCGCUGGUGCGCAUGAACAAGAUCCCCAAGACCUUCGGCCUCAAGUGUGAAAUCUUGGCCAAGUGUGAGUACUUCAACGCGGGCGGCAGUGUGAAAGAUAGGAUCAGUCUGCGUAUGGUGGAGGAUGCAGAGAGAGCAGGACAUCUGAAACCAGGAGACACCAUCAUAGAGCCCACCUCAGGGAAUACAGGUAUCGGUCUGGCCCUGGCUGCAGCUGUGAAGGGUUACCGCUGUAUCAUUGUCAUGCCUGAGAAGAUGAGCAUGGAGAAGGUGGACAUUUUGAGAGCCCUGGGCGCAGAGAUCGUCCGUACGCCCACCAGCGCUCGCUUCGAUUCCCCAGAGUCUCACGUGGGCGUGGCCUGGCGUCUGAAGAAUGAGAUCCCCAACUCUCACAUCCUGGACCAGUACCGUAACCCUAGUAACCCCCUGGCCCACUAUGACACCACAGCAGAGGAGAUACUGGAGCAGUGUGACGGUAAAGUGGACAUGCUGGUGGCAGGCGCGGGCACAGGCGGCACCAUCACUGGCAUUGCCCGCAAACUGAAGGAGAGGUGCCCCGACAUCAAGAUCAUCGGUGUGGACCCUGAAGGCUCCAUCCUGGCUGAACCAGAGGAGCUGAACAAGACCGACAAGACCCAGUACGAGGUGGAGGGCAUCGGAUACGACUUCAUCCCCACUGUACUGGACAGAUCAGUGGUGGAUAGCUGGUACAAGUCUAACGAUGAGGAGUCCUUCAACAUGUCCCGUAUGCUGGUCAGAGAUGAGGGCUUGCUGUGUGGUGGCAGCUCGGGCACGGCCAUGGCAGCGGCGGUGAGGGUGGCCAAGGACCUGAAGGAGGGCCAGCGGUGUGUGGUCAUCCUGCCAGACUCCAUCCGCAACUACAUGACCAAGUUCCUGAGUGACAAGUGGAUGUUCCAGAAAGGCUUCCUGAAGGAGUCAGACAUCAUGGUGAACAAACCCUGGUGGUGGAACCUCAAGCUGCAGGGGUUGAACCUCUCUGCCCCUCUGACCGUCCUGCCCACGGUCAGCUGUCAGAAGACCAUCAAGAUCCUGAAGGAGAAAGGCUUUGACCAGGCCCCUGUAGUGGACGAGGCUGGGCUGAUCCUAGGAAUGGUUACUCUGGGGAACAUGCUGGCCUCAGUGCUGGCUGGGAAGGUCAAACCCUCAGACCCGGUCAACAAGGUGAUCUACAACCAGUUCAAACAGAUCCGUCUGACUGAUAACCUGGGGAAGCUCUCUCGCAUCCUGGAGACGGACCAUUUUGCCCUGGUGGUACACGAACAGAUCCAAUACUUGACGGACGGCUCCCCCAGCAUGAAGCAGAUGGUGUUUGGUGUGGUGACAGCCAUCGACCUGCUCAACUUCGUCACGGCCAGGGAGAAGAGGGAGAGGUCCUUCUCUGAGUGCAGUGACCUGUGACCGUGUCCCUGUGACGGCUGGGUCAUGCGCGCACACACACCUCGUGUACACACACAUUAGAACACAUUAAUUUACACAUACAGCUCACAAACAUACUUGGUGAUAUGAAUGACAAUACAAAAGAAUAUGAGGUCUUAUGAACAUGUUUGGUGGACAAACUGUUGUUGCUGCUUUCUCAUUACAUUUACGUCAUUUAGCAGACUCUCUUAUCCAGAGCCACUUACAGUAGAGAGUGCAUACAUUUUCAUAGUCCCCCCCCCGGUACUGGUCCCCCGUGGGAAUCGAACCCACAACCCUAGUGUUGAAAGCUCCAUGCAUUCAUAUAAAAGUUACAUUUUUGCUAGCUUGAUCAUAGAAUGUAAAAUGUUGACACUGCCUACAGAGGAAAUGGCCAUGUUGCUCUGUAAUGUUAAUUUAAAUGAUCAGACUGUACCCCCUUCCAUGUACUGAAACAAUAAUUGUGAAACCAAUCUUUACUGAAAAAAAACUGUUGUAAUUGUGAAAACAUCGAUCAACGUAUUUCAACACUAUGCAUAAUCAACAUUAUUGCAUAAUGACGCAACACUGCACAAUUACAAAGGUUUGGGAAACAGACCUGUGUGUGUGUAGAUGUUUAUUUAAAUGUCCAAUGCAGCUGUUUUUAUGAUUUCAUGUUCUGGGUAACAACUAAGUAUCUUACUGUGAUUUGUUUUCAAUUAAAACAUGAUCAAUAAGAAACAA